AGAAAAAAAAGGAAAAAAUGGAGCUGGAAAAAAGCCUACACCAGACCGUACAGUCCUAGAGAGAGAGAAAGAGAAAGCACACGAAACACACGCUCCGUUACAGUCUUAGAGAGAAACAAAACCCAUCUCUGUCCAUCUCAGUCUCUCUCUCUUUCUUUUUCGGAUUCGCGACGCAAACCCCAGCGGCUAAGAGAGCGGACGUAUCCGAUCUUCUUCCUUCCCUCUUCCUUCCAGAACAUUCUAGAACCCUCCACGAUCCCCGUUCUCUGUAAAGCACACAGCAAUAACACACGUCCCUAUCUCUCUCAGACUCUCACUUGUUACACUCUAAACUUGUACAUAAGCUUCUCCCUAAAAAACAAAAAGCAGAAAGAAACAAAACCUGGCUUCCAUGGAGCUUUACGGUCGCAACCCGGGGAGGAACGGGUCGAACCCGGGGAAUCAGCCCGAAUGGCGCUCGCCGGGCCCCGAUACUGGCCUCGAAGAAUCAAUGUGGCAGUUGACUCUGGCUAGCAGCGAAUCGUACCCGGAGCGACCCAGUGCUCCGAAUUGCGUGUAUUACAUGCGAACUGGGUACUGCGGAUAUGGUGCAAGGUGCCGUUACAAUCACCCUCGUGACCGUGCUGCGGUUGCUGCGGCUGUAAGAGCAACAGGGGAGUACCCGGAAAGAGCAGGGGAACCUCCAUGUCAGUAUUAUCUAAAAACUGGAACAUGUAAAUUUGGUGCAUCCUGUAAAUUUCACCAUCCAAAACAUGGAGGUGGAUCUUUGAGCCAAGCACCGCUAAAUAUUUAUGGAUACCCAUUACGGCCGGGUGAGAAAGAAUGCUCCUAUUAUUUGAAAACGGGGCAGUGCAAAUUUGGUGUGACUUGUAAAUUCCAUCAUCCUGCUGCUGGCACAUCAUUGCCGGCUUCUGCACCUCAAUUUUAUCAACAGGUGCAAUCUCCUACGGUUCCUCUGCCUGACCAAUACGGGGGAGCAUCCACAAGCUUGAGAGUGGCUAGGCCUCCUAUGUUGGCUGGUUCGUACGUUCAAGGGGCUUAUGGUCCUGUACUUCUUUCUCCAGGAGUUGUUCCAUUUCCUGGAUGGAGUCCUUAUUCGGCACCUGUUAGUCCUGUGUUAUCUCCUGGUGCUCAACCUGCUGUUGGGGCUACUUCUCUAUAUGGAGUGACCCAAUUGUCUUCAUCAACAUCAGCUUUUGCUAGGCCAUAUACUCCACUGCCCUCUUCUAUUGGCCCCUCAGGCAGUGGUCAGAAGGAGGAAGUUUUUCCUGAACGUCCUGGCCAACCUGAAUGCCAAUACUAUCUUAAAACAGGGGACUGUAAAUUUGGAUCGGCUUGUCGAUAUGAUCAUCCACGGGAUAGGGGUGUGACACGACCACUCCUCAGCCCCAUUGGUCUUCCUCUUCGUCCGUUGUAGGCCUCAAUGACUUAUUUGCUUAAUCUACUCUUUUGCCUGGAAUGAACUGAAGACUUGGAGCCAAGUGUUUUCUGAGUCAUCUGAUUAGAUAUAAAUUCUGUAGAUCUUGGCUCAAUUAUAUUGCAUUAAACAUGCGGAUUUGUACUUAUUGUGGUUCUCUGAUGUUUUGCUUCCUUCAACAUUUGUUGAUUUUUCUUCAGGAUAUUUCGCGACAUAAUUGAAUCUAUGUAUUGUACGCUGAUCAUGAAAUUUAAGGGAUUUAUUUCUUCUCCUUUUUGAACUAUAGUUUCCCAUAUAAGAGGGUGAAACAUGCAUAUGGCUUGGAGAACUUUAUGAAGUAUUUACUUUUUAUUUUUACUUGGGGCAUGUAUCUUGGCAGUUUGUUUGAGACAAAUAAAAUACAUGCCUGGGGCAAAGCUACAUUGACAUCUAGUGUCUGUAUGCAAAACGCAUGACCCCCUAUAUUUUUAGCUAUUCGAUAAAGCGAAGAUGUUAAUUAAAGAUGUGUGUUUUCCUUCUCUCGCUAUAUCAGCUGAUAUUGUCAUGUUAAAAAACCACUUCUCUGAUUCUGGACAGCAUUGACGUAUGCUGAAUUCCUGUUUUGACCAUUUACUUGUGUCAGACCACAGUUUUUUGUUGUGUUAUGCAUAUCUGCGCAAUGAACCCAUGUUUGCAAAUGACUUUUUGAAACAUCUUUAUGUACUUGUAUGUCGAGCUGAUAAAUAUUCCAACUUAGGCUAUGACACCGGGACUUAUUGAUUAUUCUGAGAAGAAACUUAUAUUAAUAGGAUUCGGAAUAAGAAGUCUCUGAGGGUAUCGAGUACCCAUGUGUGGCAUUUAAGUCAUAACCCUGAUGUCAGUUGCACAAGGUCAAACUUGAUAGUGAUAGGAAUCAAAAGUAACUGUCAUAGUGCUAUCAAUGAUGAAUAAA
Arachis ipaensis is the source of this 2348-nucleotide messenger RNA. NCBI's taxonomy places the organism in Eukaryota, Viridiplantae, Streptophyta, Magnoliopsida, Fabales, Fabaceae. The record is from RefSeq and is a predicted model, not a curated record.